AUGCAACUUUGCGAAAUCAACCAAGUCGAGGAUAUCAGUUGCCUCUAUGUGGUGAAAAUGAUCCUGAUCCGCCUCUGCAAGGAGACCCUUGAGGCGUUUCGCGUUGUCAUUGCAUCUCGCGUCUCAAUUUCCCGGAUCCCAUUUCCCUCCUCCAUCAUGAUCUCAGCUGUCACUGAGUUCCGAGUUCCGAGUUCCAUGAUCUCUUUUUCGGUAUACCCGUGGCCGAUUUAUUCGAAAACGAAGUCCAUGAACUGGGCUAGCGAUAUGUCUGCUUUGACGUCGAGGAGUUAUGUCGUGUCGUGUCCUGUCCGGGCGGCUGCAGUCGAGGCCAAAUCCUGCAUCAACAUCGAGAAGUAG
This is a messenger RNA of Histoplasma capsulatum G186AR, 357 nucleotides long. RefSeq lists its product as uncharacterized. The record is from RefSeq and is a predicted model, not a curated record. NCBI's taxonomy places the organism in Eukaryota, Fungi, Ascomycota, Eurotiomycetes, Onygenales, Ajellomycetaceae. The transcript is spliced from 2 exons. The coding region runs from base 1 to 357 and encodes 118 amino acids.